Molecule: messenger RNA, 3568 nt
Organism: Branchiostoma floridae (Florida lancelet)
Lineage: Eukaryota; Metazoa; Chordata; Leptocardii; Amphioxiformes; Branchiostomatidae
Product: cytochrome P450 2J2-like
Exons: 4
Coding region: 321-1853 (510 amino acids)
Biological process (GO): xenobiotic metabolic process
Cellular component (GO): cytoplasm; intracellular membrane-bounded organelle
Molecular function (GO): heme binding; oxidoreductase activity, acting on paired donors, with incorporation or reduction of molecular oxygen, reduced flavin or flavoprotein as one donor, and incorporation of one atom of oxygen; iron ion binding
Source: RefSeq, a predicted model, not a curated record
AUUGUAGAUUCAUUGUAUAUAUUUCAUGUAUCUUUUGUUGUGACCUGUACUGAACCCAGUGGAUAUCUACGUACAAUAUAUUUAAAGGUCUUCAUUCAUUCAUUCAUAACCCGGGGCUCCGACACGCAAUCACUCGGACCAAGGAGGUCCUUGCUCGGACUCAGAAGCCCCCAUGGGUUCCACAGAGAACAUACCUGUCAUCGCCAGGGCCUACCCAACUGGUCUACAGACUACACAAAAUAAUAGUUGGGACCAAGACUGUGCAUGGUAUCUGGUGUUAGGUGUGGAUAGUUACUUUCGUUACUUCAUCAAUACCAUCUAUGGCGUUUUUGUUGGUCUAUCCUAGAGAAGAGCUCUUGCCGUUCCUGCUACUGCUGGUGUUGUUACUACUGUGGCUGUGCAUUCGGCAGUCAGGGCGGAAGAGCUGGCCUCCCGGGCCGCCCGCAUGGCCGGUUAUCGGACACCUGCCAUGGUUAGGACAGCGGUCGCACGUCAACCUGACAAAUUGGAGUAAAGAGUAUGGGGACAUCGUUGCCGUACGGUUUGGUUCUGAACACGUUGUAGUGCUGAACAGCUACCGGGCCUUCAAGGAAGCCUUCGUGGACCUGGGCCCCAAGUUCGCCGGGAAAGCAAGUCUGCCGUUAGCCAAACUGUUCAGCGACAAUGGGAAAGGAAUAAUAUUUGCACCGUACAGCGAAGCUUGGAGAGAACAGCGAAAGUUCGUUCUAAGGGCCAUGCGACUGCUACGAAACGGGGCAUCAAACGAAGAAACCAUCAUCGACCAGGAGGCCGGAACUCUCGUGACGUCACUACUACGUCAUCGGGGCGAGCCUUCGAACAUCCAGUCGGACGUUGCCCUCUCCAUCUUUAACGUCACUUGUUCUGUUGUGUUUGGACAGCGCUUUAAGCCCGACGAUGUAGCUUACAAAGAGUUUGUUUCUUCCAUGAAUAUCAUCUCGACAAGCCUCGGUUCCCUGGGACUUUCUAACGCUUUCCCUUUUCUCAGGAAAAUUCCUUUUCUUGGGUUCAAGGACGGCAACGAAGACCUCGAAUCUGGAUUUAAACAAAUGCGUGGCUUCAUUGCAAACCAGGUCCACCAGCACAGGCAAAUGCUUGACCCAAACGACAUCCGCGGUUUGCUGGACGUGUUCCUGUUGGAGAUUCAGCGCCGGGAAGACGACGGGGAGGAUCCGGGAAGCUUCACGGAUGAUCAGAUGAUGCAGACGGUCUUUGACCUCUUCAUCGCCGGUGUGGAAACCGUCCUGUCCGCCUUCAUGUGGCUCGUGUUCUACGCUGCGAAGUUCCCCACCGUGCAGACGACAGUCCGAGCCGAGCUGGACCGGGUGCUGAUGAGAGGAGAGAGCGUCUCAGCCGCGCAUCGCCGCGCCCUGCCCGUUACCGAGGCAACCGUGAUGGAGAUCCUCCGCCUGGCCACGCCCUCUCCGCUCAACUUUCGCGCCACCGCGUGUGACGUCACGCUGCGGGGGUACCGCCUACCCGAGGGCACCUGGACGCUGAUGAACUGCUGGGCUGUCCACAGGGACCCGCUGCAGUGGACAGAACCCGACACGUUCGACUUCACCCGCUUCCUGGACAGGGAGGGGAGGGUGACGACUCCGCCCGCAUGGAGGCCUUUCGGUAUCGGUCGCCGUACCUGCCUGGGCGAGCAGCUGGCCAGGACGGAGCUUGUUGUGUUCUUCGCGGCGCUGCUGCAGAACUUCACCCUCAGCCUGCACGUUCCGGUCGGUGCCCCCCUCCCCUCGGUGGAGGACGCGGUCCUGGGAGUGGCGCUCAUGCCGGCCGCGUUCCAAGUUCGCGCCGUUCCCAGACUAGCCCGAGUACCAUCCGGGUAGUAGUUCGCUCCUAUGUUCGCUUCUGGAACAGCAGAAGAAGCGAUUGUAUUGUAUGAUAAACGCCGGAGCGAUUUUCAACGUUGGAUAGGUUCUCUUAUACCGGGACAAAACUUCCUUCAACGGCAACCAAAGGGUUUUUAGAGAGAAAGUUCUGUAGAUAACGUUUCUGCCAGGAAAAUUAAUCUGUGUUGGUGGUUGAAAUUUUCUUCAGAUGCAUUGUAGUCAUUUUGUUAUGUAAGGUCACAGCAAGUAAAUUUUAUGGAUGACAUCAGUGCUUUCAUUUACUAGUAAUCAAUUUUGAAGAAAAAAAAGAAUUUCCCCCUUCCGGAAAUGGUAGCCUGUGUUUACACAAUCUCUCGCUGGCUGGGGUUAAUGACCGGUGGCGGCAACUGCAGGGUCGGCCGCUAGGAGCGCGAUUUCAUUAAGGCUACGGAAAUGGUGAACAUGAGAAAGUCCCCAAUUGGUGCUACUUUUACUAUCGAGCUAUGUUUGAUUUUAGCUUCACUUCAAAUUUAGUUUCACUGCAAAUACGGGCAUGGCUACAUACACCUCACUAGUGUCACUUCUACAAAUACAAUCAAUGCUACAUUUGAAGUGAAGCUAAGAUUAAACAUAGCUCGAUAGUAAAAGUAGCACCAAUUUGGUAGCCAUAUGACUGCAGUUGUCAACUUGGUAAGUGAUACCAGCAGUCUACCAGGGAAAUCUAGCCAUUUUGUUUUUGUCGCACUCUCACAAUAAAUUUGGAGCUAGCUAUAGUCGAUCUGCAGAGGAUAUCAUCUAUAAAAUUUACUUACUGUGGACUUCUCAUCUUGUAGCGACGUUCACAUGCGUUUUCAUCACCAAAACAUUUCGACAAAGAGUGUUAGUAUGUUCUAUUAUAUAUAUGUUCCGCAGAAGUGAUUGUAAGUAUGUAAGUGGAAGAGGUAAGGACCUGUGCGGUGAUUUGUAAUCUCCAUGAAAAAUGGAGAUAUAGUUUUGGUUGUGUCUUUCUGUUUGACGGUGUUUCCGGACUUUUGUAGUUAGCAUAGCUCAAGAGCCUCUGGAUAGAUAACAAUGACUGGGUAGGUGUUGGGAAGACGAAGGUCAAAGUCAAUUUUAGGCCCCCUGGUAUGUGACCUUGGUACUGCAGCAGAAAAUCCGUUUUUUUAAUCUUUGGACCUGUAUGUGCUAUGGUCUUGAUUUUUUAUUUGACUUGUACUUUAUGGUGCGGAAAUAUAGCUUAGUUAGAUAGCUGUGGCUGAGCUGGGCCAAACAGGGAAAUGGUGGACUAUUCAAGAAUAAAUUCUACAAAAGAAAUUGAGUGUAACAACAAAAUCUUCGCAAAACAAUGUAAACUAAUCUCCAAGCAGAUGUAAAAAGGCAAAAUAGUAACGUUUCUGGAGCUCCUGGUUCUACGAAGCAAGGGCUCAGUGCUCUAGCCUGGGUACCAUCUUCCGUAGUAACCACUCGCUCAAUUUUUCGCUUGCUUAGCCGUGGUUAGCAAGCGAAAAGAUUGAGUCUGCGGUCACUACGGAGGAUGGUACUCAUGCCACCAGUGCUUCGAGAGCUUCUGUUCAGUUCAAUUUAUCAAAAUCAACUUGCAUGUACAGUGUACACACUAUACAAUAGAGUCACAAGAAACACUAUACCUGUGCUUCAUGUUCAGGGUAGGGUGACAGUUUCUGGCCCAAACUCAAGAUCAACACGCACCGCGCUGUGACUAUUCAGAACGACAA